AUGGACGACAAGGAGCUGAGCAAGCGCAUCCAAGUUCUGAGCAAGGCCGUUGUCGCCGAACCCGCGUCCAACGUCAUCAACUUGCUCGAGGAGCUUAAAAAGGAGCAAGCCCCGACCGAGGAACAGCUUCGUUCCACCAAGGCUGGCGUGGUCGUCGGGAAACUUCGCUCGAAUGCCAACAAGGACAUUGCGCGCUUAGCUACCGAGAUUGUCUCCAAGUGGCGGAAGAAUGUGGAUGCUGCAAAGGACGCGAAGCGGCGCAAGCUCGAGCAGAGCAAAUCACCCACCCCCAAGGACUCGCCAGCACCGCCCUCAUCCUCCUUCAGCAAGCCGUAUGAGGGCGACCCGGAGAAGAGGCACUUCAAGACGGACAAGGUCGACAUCUCACGGACCGGCAACAGAGCGCGUGACGGUAGUAUCGGCGUCCUCUACAAUGGUCUAGCGUACCGAUCCACCCAAUCCAUCGAGGAGGUGCUGCAGCGUGCCAUGGAGGUGGAGGCAGCUGCCUUCAAGGUCUACAAGGACACGCCGGCCUACGGCAACAAGAUCCGCGGACUUAUGACCAGCUUGAAACGCAAGGACAACCCCGAGCUGGGCCGCCGCGUUCUUUCUGGCGAAAUCGCCGCCGAGAAAUUCGUCGUCAUGACGAGCGAGGAGCUGGCGUCCGACGCCCAGCGAGCCCGCGACAGGGAGCUGGAAAAGGAGAAUAUGAAGAAGGCCCAGGUGCCCCAGGCUGAAAAGUCCAUUAGUGACCAGCUCAAAUGUAGCAAGUGCGGCCAGAGGAAGGUUUCGUACAGUCAGGCGCAGACUCGUUCGGCCGAUGAGCCCAUGACUACCUUUUGUGAAUGCACGGUCUGCGGCAACCGCUGGAAGUUUUCCUAG
Messenger RNA from Canariomyces notabilis, 882 nucleotides. Its product is annotated as transcription elongation factor. Lineage: Eukaryota; Fungi; Ascomycota; Sordariomycetes; Sordariales; Chaetomiaceae. Bases 1 to 882 code for a protein of 293 amino acids. Gene Ontology annotation, biological process: regulation of mRNA 3'-end processing; DNA-templated transcription; transcription elongation by RNA polymerase I. The transcript has 3 exons. The record is from RefSeq and is a predicted model, not a curated record. Gene Ontology annotation, cellular component: nucleus. Gene Ontology annotation, molecular function: RNA polymerase II transcription regulatory region sequence-specific DNA binding; zinc ion binding.